UGCCUAUCCACAAAUUGGGAAUUGAUGUUUUUUUUAGUCGCAAUACGAAAGGGAAACAACUUGGAAGUAUUCUAAAAUAUGUCGAAAUUGUGGAUUUUCUUGCUUCUUGCAUUGCUUUUAAGCAUGCUGGAGCUGUCGUCUGCACGUGGUGGAGGAGGUCAUGGUGGAGGAGGCCGCGGCGGAGGAGGUCGCGGAGGCGGCCGUGGUGGCGGUCGAGGAGGUUUCGGCAGACCUGGUGGCUUUGUUGGUGGAAGACCUGGCUUCGGUGGUGGACGACCUGGUGGCUUUGGCGGUAGAAGACCUGGCUUUGGAGGACCAACUAGAGGUGGCUACGGCCGACCAUUUGGCGGCUAUGGCGGCUAUGGCGGCUAUCGAGGAUAUAGACCCUAUGGCUAUGGUGGCAUAGGACUUGGCGUGCUGCCGCUGCCUGUGCCUGUACCUGUGUCCUAUCCAUGCCGUCGCCCAUAUCCCUAUGACUACUACUACGACGACUACUCUUAUUGCUAGAUGGAAAGAAACUUGUUGUUUUUGAUUAUGAAAGUUAUAUUAUACAAAUUAGAUUAACAUUUUCAGUUACAAGAUUAUGAUGUAAAUGUCCUAAGAAAUUGAGGCUGUAGACAGUUCUCUAAAUAUUUGAUAUUUUCAUAUUUAUAUAGAUUCAUUGAUUCAUAGAUUCCUUAUUGUUUUGAUGGUCUUCGGUGUUUGUUUGUUCGUUUCAUAUUCGUUUGCAUGGACCGGUCCCUAGUAUUCGAGCUUAAGUCUAAAUAAAAACCGAUUGCAAUUCAAUCCGCAAUGCAUGUAUAUAUAUAUAUAUAAAUGUAAUUAUGUAUAUAUUUAGUGAAUUAACCUUAUUUUUGUGUCUACGGACUAGAUAUGAGAUACGAGUACCAAUAAAUAAUGGCUGACUUGUGAUGCAUUCGUUGUGGAAAAGUAAAUAUAUCGUAAUUGUUAUAAUAAUAAGAUAUCAUACUUAAUGUAAAUAUGAAGUGCUUUGGAUAUCAUGCAAUAACUAGCAAAUAAAUUGGCAUACGUGAAAUCAACUGGAAACUUAGCAAGUUCUCGGAGGUGAAGCCGUCUAGGAAAUAUGCCAGAAGAUUUAUACAAAAA
Molecule: messenger RNA, 1107 nt
Organism: Drosophila arizonae
Lineage: Eukaryota; Metazoa; Arthropoda; Insecta; Diptera; Drosophilidae
Source: RefSeq, a predicted model, not a curated record